CGUGGCGGGGGCGGCCACCAUGGCCCUGGCAGGUGCCCUGGAGCGGGGCUGCAGGAAGGCCAUCUGCCCCAUCUGCCUGGAGUACAUGAGCGAGCCCGUCAGCGUCGACUGCGGGCACAACUUCUGCCGGGGCUGCAUCGCCAAGCACUGCCAGGAGAAGGGUCUCUGGGCUGACGGGCCCUUCUCCUGCCCGCAGUGCCGGGCCUCCUGCCACCGCAGCGGCUUCCGACCCAACAGGCAGCUGGCCAACAUCGUGGAGAGCAUCCGGCAGCUGGGGCUGCGGGGCGGCCCGGGGACGGAGCCGGAGCCGGGGACCCCGCUCUGCGCCCAGCACGAUGAGCGCCUCAAGCUCUUCUGUGAGGAGGACGAGGAGGCCAUCUGCGUGGUGUGCCGGGAGUCCCUGCACCACCGCUCGCACACCGUCUACCCCAUCGAGGAGGCUGCGCAGGUGUACAAGGUCAAACUCCAGAAAUCCCUGGAGCACCUUUCAAAGGAAGUGGAGGACAUGAAGAAGUGUGAGUCAGCAGAAAGGAUGAAAACCCAGGAGUGCAAGGAGACGGUGAAGAAAAAGCGGGAGAGGAUUGUGAGUGAGUUUGGGAAGCUGCAUCGGCUGCUGGCUGAUGAGGAGAAGCUGUUGCUCCAGAAGCUGGAGGAGGAGGAGAAGCGGAUUCUGCUGAUGAUCAAUGAAAACCUGGCCAGGCUGGUGGAGCAGAAGUCCUUGCUGGAGGAGCUGAUCCUGGAGAUAAAGGAGAAGACCCAGCAGCCGGCCGACGGGUUGCUCAAGGACAUGAAAAGCGUCCUGAGCAGGUGCGAGGGGGUAAAGUUCCAGUCCUCCAAGGCUGUGUCCGUGACCCUGAAGGAAAACUACAGCAUCCCCGAGCGCUGCCUGGGCAUGAGGGACAUGCUGAAGAAGUUUAAAGUGGACGUGACUCUGGACCCCGAGACGGCACACUCUGAGCUCACCCUGUCUGAGGACCGCAAGAGCGUGCGGCGCGGGAGCAAGAAGCUCCUUCUGUCCCUCUUCGACAACCCCAAGAGGUUCAGCACUGCUCCGGUGGUGCUGGGGAGUCAGGUCUUCUUCUCAGGCCGCUGCUACUGGGAGGUGCAGGUGGGAGACAAGCCCGAGUGGGGCUUGGGGCUGUGCAGGGAGUCUGCCAGCCGGAAAGGCAACGUCGUCUUCUCCCCAAACAACGGCUACUGGGUGCUGCGGCUGCAAAACGGGGGCAACUAUGAGGCCCUCACCUCGCCUGUCUCCCCUCUGACCCUGAGCGUGAGACCCCGGCGCAUCGGGAUCUUCCUGGACUAUGAGGCAGGAGAAAUCUCCUUUUACAAUGUGAGUGACCGCUCCCACAUUUAUACCUUCACCGACAAGUUUUCAGGGAACCUCCGGCCUCUCUUCUUCCUGGGUGCCUUUUUGGGGGGCAGAAAUACAGAGCCCUUGGUGAUCUCCUGGGUCAGGGACACGCAGGGGACCGGGUGCAUCAUCCUGUGACAGUGGCUGCCCUGGCUUCUCACCGGCGGGCAGAGACCUGGGAGCCCGACCGGCUCCUCCCGUGAGCGGGGCAGCACCGCUGUGUGCCUUGGUGAGCAUCAUGGCAGGGUCCCCGCGUGCUCCUGGCUGCUGGGGGUGACCCGCCAGGUGUGACACCCACCGCGUGCCAUGCCCAUGCUGGGAAGGGCACUUUGCAGCAGGGAUGUGCCAUAAGCUGCUGUGCUGCCAAUGGGGACAGGGGAGCCCGCUGACCACCGCUGCCCUGCUCCUCAUCUCACGGGCUGCUGGAGAAGGAUGUGCACCCAGCCUGCUGCAUAGUGCUGAUUUUGGUGUGAAUUGUGCUGGAACAAGGCAAUAAAGGGUUGAUUUGGGG
Molecule: messenger RNA, 1865 nt
Organism: Aptenodytes forsteri (emperor penguin)
Lineage: Eukaryota; Metazoa; Chordata; Aves; Sphenisciformes; Spheniscidae
Product: E3 ubiquitin-protein ligase TRIM39-like
Exons: 6
Coding region: 20-1492 (490 amino acids)
Molecular function (GO): zinc ion binding; protein binding
Source: RefSeq, a predicted model, not a curated record